CCAUGACGUUUUGCGGCACUGACGGCCGAGAACAAGCAGUUUCCACUAUAAGCCUGCUGUAUUUGCAGCGUGUCGCACGUUUUUCGGAGGGAGGUGACAGAUUAGCGCGACAUCUGUGCGGGGACACGUGCUGGUGUGCGGGACGCUUCCUGCAGGAGAAAUGCGUCUCACCGCGCUCCUCGCCCUGCCCUCUAAGGUGAUCAAGUUACCGCGUGAUUACCGCUUUGGCACCAGCCGACCCUCUACUUUGGCCGCUCAGAAGAAGAACCCUCCCGGGAAGAGAAGAUCUAAGAUAUUUGUGGAGCCCAUUAGUAAAGAUGAGUGGGCGUAUUUCCGGGGCGACACGGUGGAAGUCCUCUUCGGUAAAGACACAGGAAAACAGGGGAAGGUGUCCCAAGUGAUAAGAGCCCGAAACUGGGUGGUGGUGGAGAAUCUGAACACGCAUUAUCGCUAUGUUGGGAAGUCUGGGGAGUACAGAGGGACCCUUGUGCCCAGUGAAGCCCCUCUCCUGUUGAACCAGGUGGCCCUCGUGGAUCCCACCGACAGGAAGCCGACAGAGGUGGAAUGGCGAUACACGGAGGAGGGCGAGCGGGUGAGAGUGUCCUUACGGACCGGACGCAUCAUUCCUAAACCUGUCUUCCAGAGACGAGACGGCAUCAUCCCUGAGCAGUGGAAAGAUGGUCCUAAGGACACCUCUGUAGAAGAUGCUUUGGAGAGGACCUAUGUCCCGUCACUGAAAACCCUCCAGGAGGAAAUCAUGAAUGCAAUGGGCAUCGUAGAGACCAGACGCCACAGGAAAUCCUUCUGGUACUAACGGGUACGGACUACAACCCCAGUCCUCUGAGGCCGGUGAUCUGCCGUUCACGUAUAUUGGGGGUUACGAGCAUUGUCCUGAUGUCCGCACGUCUGGCGGGGAGGGGGACGUUGUCACUUGGACACUUGUAGU
Molecule: messenger RNA, 946 nt
Organism: Bufo gargarizans (Asiatic toad)
Lineage: Eukaryota; Metazoa; Chordata; Amphibia; Anura; Bufonidae
Gene: MRPL24
Product: mitochondrial ribosomal protein L24
Exons: 6
Coding region: 161-814 (217 amino acids)
Biological process (GO): translation
Cellular component (GO): ribosome; mitochondrion
Molecular function (GO): structural constituent of ribosome; RNA binding
Source: RefSeq, a predicted model, not a curated record